AAGAAAGCGGGUCAUGUGUCCUUCCAAGGCUCCCGCAAAGUUCAACUUUAUGAGAUGCAAGUUGGGACUGCAACGUCGGUUCUAAAUCCUACGUCGGAAUAUUUGAAUAGUCAAGGAACAUGGGUCACGUAUAUUUUGGUGAUUCUGGUAGUGCACUUUAUUUUACUAUGCGUCCCACUCUUCACUACCGCUGUUGUUUGGACGUUGACCUGUACUUUUCACAAUGUUGUUAUGUAUCGUUUGUUACACUGGGAGAAAGGAAGUCCGUAUGAAACAUUAGAUCAAGGAGAAUCUCGUGUUCUCACUCAAUGGGAGCAGUUUGACGAUGGUGAACAAUUUUCACCGACAAAGAAAUUCCUCUUAGUUGUCCCGAUUGUUUUGUUCUUACUUGCAAGUUUCUACACAGAAUACGACCCUCUUCAUUGUUUUAUCAACGCAUCGUCAAUGAUUGUUCUAGCCGUACUUCCUAAGUUGCCUCAGUUUUAUAGGGUUCGUUUUUUUGGUAUCAAUCGUUGGUAGUCCCAUCUUUUCUUAUGCUCACAUCCUUAUAUUCAUAAAAACAAUAAUAGUAACAAUUAAAUUACAUUCGAUGUUUUGUUUGCUCCUCUGUAUUCGGUUUAUUGUAUUACAGUUGGAAGAGAGAAAAAAGGACAUUUCACCCCUUCCACUUCAAAAAGUCCACAGAUAUGAGAUAGUAAUUGUCGACUUCUCUCUUUUUGCUUUGUGAUAUUGUGUUCAACCCUUCGUACAUACACUUAUGUAAUAUCUUACCAAAAAAUGUUCUUAAGAUAUGUACCCUGGGUAUGUGUUUUUCCACUUUAAAAAAGUUUUUUUACUACCAUUCCUCAAGUUUCCAAUUAAUAUUUGUAUCUUUAUAUUAAGCUGUGGAUGUGUUUUUUCCUUUCUAUCUAUGUAUCGAAUUCACUUCUAAUUGGAAUAUAAUUAUUAUUAGUAGUAUAAUGGUUUCAUGGUAUGUAAUCAGUGACAGUUAACCUUAAGAAAGAGUCAAUAUGUAACUCUAUAACUUAGUUUUAUUCAUCGGUGAAAAGUAGUAUUUUAACUUCUAGAUGUUGCACAUUGUGUCUAUCCAUUUAGUUAUUGAUUAAUUAAUGUUAAGUACUCCCCAGUUCAAUGUAUUGAACUUUUCAGAUAGUUAAAGUAACCCAUAGUGUCAUUGAAUAGGAAAAAGAGAAUUCAGCGAAGAAAAUUUUCUUUUCGACGAAAUCAUUUACUUAAGCUGUACAUUCGUAUAUAUACUUAUAUGGAAAAUAUAUGUCUAUAGGAGGAUAGAAAAAAAAUUGCAUCACCAAAAUGGAUUUGAGAAUAAAUAACAAAUGAGGUUGCGUACUAAUCAAGGGGUAAGGACGAAAAUCAUUUAUGGGUCAGAUAAUAGUUCAAUUGACAAAUGAAGAAAAGCGACAACCACAAAGGUCAUAAUAAUGGACUGAAUAAUAAUCAAUAAAACAAGGUAAUAAUAAUAACUGAUUCGAGUUCAAAAUGCAAAACAGUAAUUUAAAAACUUCGAUAAUAGUUAAGUAAAGGUGCAGAAAAACAAAAAAAAAGUAACAUACCCAUUAAGGGAAUAAAGGCCAAGGAAAAAUGAGAGGUUGGACAAGUCGUUUCUGCACGCAGAGUUCGGGCUUUAGUUCGCGGAUCGCCAAUACCUCAGCAGUGCAUAAAAUAUUGACUCGACCCCCAGCCCUUUGAUCCAGUUCCUUUGACUCUGUAGAUUACUUUCAAAGAAGAGUCCUUUGGAGCGAUGUGUCCACAGUUAAUUAAAUGCUCUUGUUCACCGGCUAGAUUAGUUGUGCAAUUAUUGUUGGUACACA
This is a messenger RNA of Schistosoma spindalis, 1829 nucleotides long. The record is from the annotation of a GenBank genome assembly. Lineage: Eukaryota; Metazoa; Platyhelminthes; Trematoda; Strigeidida; Schistosomatidae.